This is a messenger RNA of Cynocephalus volans (Philippine flying lemur), 1765 nucleotides long. It is a transcript of the gene ZNF581, whose product is annotated as zinc finger protein 581. The transcript has 2 exons. NCBI's taxonomy places the organism in Eukaryota, Metazoa, Chordata, Mammalia, Dermoptera, Cynocephalidae. The coding region runs from base 160 to 753 and encodes 197 amino acids. Gene Ontology annotation, cellular component: nucleus. Gene Ontology annotation, biological process: regulation of gene expression. The record is from RefSeq and is a predicted model, not a curated record.
UCCCCGGGUGCUCGCUCCCCUUUCCCAUCUUCGCCCCCUCCUGGGAGACACCUAGAGGUCCCGGUCCAGUCGCUGUCUACAACUGCGAGGGUAGCCCGGAGCGGUUCGGAGUCGCCGGACUUGAGAGGCUGCUGCACCGGACCUCAGACACCCCUCCGGAUGCUGGUGCUGCCAUGCCCCUGCCCCCAGGCCCUGGUGUGUUCCUUGAUUGACGCCAUGGAGGCCCCUCCCCCUCGGACAGGCCUGUCACCAGAACCUGGACCUUCCGCCUCCUCAGGAUCUCCCCAGACUUCUUCCCCUCCAAGGCCCAACCACUACCUGCUUAUUGACACCCAGGGUGUCCCCUACACAGUACUAGUGGAUGAGAAGUCACAGAGAGAACCUGGGGCUGAUGGGACUUCAGCCCAGAAAAAGUGCUACAGCUGUCCCGUAUGCUCACGGGUCUUCGAGUACAUGUCUUACCUUCAGCGACACAGCAUUACACACUCAGAGGUAAAGCCCUUCGAGUGUGACACCUGUGGGAAGGCAUUCAAGCGGGCCAGCCACCUGGCACGGCACCACUCCAUUCAUCGGGCUGGUGGUGGGCGGCCCCAUGGCUGCCCACUCUGCCCUCGCCGCUUCAGGGAUGUGGGUGAGCUGGCCCAACAUAGCCGGGUGCACUCAGGGGAGCGCCCCUUUCAGUGCCCACACUGCCCGCGCCGCUUUAUGGAGCAGAAUACACUGCAGAAGCAUACUCGAUGGAAGCAUCCAUGAGCUGGAUUGCUGGGUAUCCUAGGUACAUAGGACUCUGUUGGGAGCGUGGACUCUUGUUGCCCUCAGAAACCUGGCCAGAGCCUGAGGCUAGCUUUCAGGCCCUGGACACAAACAUAGACCAGCCUCAUCUCAGAGACUGAGGUCUGCCUGAAGGAGGAGCCCAGGAGUAAUCUUUAGGUUUUGGAGUUAUGAUGUGAAUGAGCCCUAACACAGCAUGGAGUCCUCUAGCCUCAAAAACAUGAGAUAUUCCAUGGUGGAGCCUUAGCUGGAGGGAUGGGGGAGUGUGCUGUGUGUGGAAAUUCUCCAGCUUCAAAAAAGCGGCUGGGGGAAUGUGCACCAUCUUCCUGAGGCCUCCUUGCUUAUGUCGGGGAAAGGGCCCCAGAUCUGCCUCCCUCUCCCCAACCAAGGCCUGAGACUGGACAAACAAUAAACAGGUUUCCCAUGUUGGGCACUCGAAGUUUGUUUUUGGAGACAGUGUUUUGGAUCAACUCUGCCCGAUGUCUAGCACGGAGACCUUAGUAAGUGCCUGGCCCACUUGGGCUUCACCUUGCCUGGCUGGGGAGUGGGAAAGUUGGCCUGCAUUGGGGUUAGGCCUCCCUUGGCUCCUGACAACCUGUGCCAUCUGGGAAGAGUGUUUUUAAAGCUUUUCGAAAAAAAUGCAUUUUAUGGGGCAAUAUGGUAUACAUACACAGAAGAUAAAUCUGAAACAAAAGUUUUUCAUUGACUAUUUAACUGCCAAUUCUGUCCUACCAUAUUGAACUCUCUGCCCAUGAACCUGUAGUUUGAAAAAGAGUAGUCUGCCCAAUCUAGGGCAGGUGACUCCCCCUGGACUUUUUGGUCCAGGCUACAAUUUAUCUGUCAAGUGAAGCGGGGAGUGGAGGAGUGGAGUGUGGUCACAGCUUUCUAGGUGGCACAGACAUUUAGAUUCUCUCUACAGGGUUAAAACUGUGCUUAUAAGGGCUGGCAGAAUUCCACAGCAUGUAUGCUACUGGUGAACAGAAGGAGAGGCAGG